GACAUCGAGGCCGCGGCGUCGGCGCUUGGUGUUUGCGUCAUUUCCGGUGGUGCGGAACAGACUGGCCAACGGCCUGCCGAACAACAUGCCCAAGUUUUAUUGUGACUACUGCGAUACAUACCUCACCCAUGACUCUCCAUCUGUGAGAAAGACACACUGCAGUGGCAGGAAACAUAAAGAGAAUGUGAAAGACUACUAUCAGAAAUGGAUGGAGGAGCAGGCUCAGAGCCUGAUCGACAAAACAACCGCAGCAUUUCAGCAAGGCAAGAUACCUCCCACUCCGUUCUCUGCUCCUCCUCCUGCAGGGGCAAUGAUUCCUCCUCCCCCCAGUCUUCCGGGUCCUCCUCGCCCUGGCAUGAUGCCAGCACCCCAUAUGGGGGGCCCUCCCAUGAUGCCAAUGAUGGGUCCUCCUCCUCCUGGAAUGAUGCCAGUGGGACCUGCUCCUGGAAUGAGGCCACCUAUGGGAGGGCACAUGCCCAUGAUGCCUGGGCCCCCGAUGAUGAGACCUCCUGCCCGUCCCAUGAUGGUGCCCACUCGGCCAGGAAUGACUCGACCAGACAGAUAAGGAGAGAGGGGAGCCUCUUUCUGUCAGUUUUAUAUUACUUGUUCUAGUUCACCAGGAGAGUGUGGUGCUGCAACUCUGGGUGUUUUCUAACAGCGUGGCAAGGAAGACUCACUCCCUCUUCCUAUCAAAGAAAGAAUAGUUUUGGAGGGGAGUAAUGGGACAAAAAAAAUUUUCAUUUGUAUUGUGAAAUGUGAAAAUAAAAUUGUAAACUCUGUUAGCUAAAAAUGUGUUCCCUUUUUUUCCCUUCUUAUUUGUUAGUUAUAAAGGAGAUGAACUAUUUCAGUUGUGUUUCGCUAGCUUGUUCUCUCUUCAGCAUGCCCUCUGCAUGACAUUCUUUUUCCUUAGGUAUAGAGUGGGUCCCUUUGGGCACCCUGCCUUUAUUUAGUAAACUUCUCUUGUACAAGACUUUGGUAAAUAUAACACUUGUAAAGCUUUUGUUAAUUGAAAUAAUAAACAGCACAAUUGGUUAA
Phyllostomus discolor (pale spear-nosed bat) is the source of this 1035-nucleotide messenger RNA. It is a transcript of the gene SNRPC, whose product is annotated as small nuclear ribonucleoprotein polypeptide C. The coding region runs from base 86 to 565 and encodes 159 amino acids. The transcript is spliced from 6 exons. Gene Ontology annotation, molecular function: pre-mRNA 5'-splice site binding; zinc ion binding. Gene Ontology annotation, biological process: spliceosomal snRNP assembly; mRNA 5'-splice site recognition; mRNA splicing, via spliceosome. The record is from RefSeq and is a predicted model, not a curated record. Gene Ontology annotation, cellular component: nucleus; U1 snRNP. Lineage: Eukaryota; Metazoa; Chordata; Mammalia; Chiroptera; Phyllostomidae.